Messenger RNA from Rubroshorea leprosula, 1276 nucleotides. The record is from the annotation of a GenBank genome assembly. NCBI's taxonomy places the organism in Eukaryota, Viridiplantae, Streptophyta, Magnoliopsida, Malvales, Dipterocarpaceae.
CUUAUUUUACUCCCAAUUUCCAAAUGGAAAUAAAAGCCUUUAAGCAAUUUUUAAAAAUAGGAAUCAUGACUAAAGGCUAUUCUAUGGCUGAGGGAGAGAAAAACCUUUUAGUUUGCAUAGGAUUCACUGACCAAAUAACUCAUAAUGGCACAACCAAUUAUCGAGUAACCAGUGAAGAAAUAUGUGAAAUAUUUGGAUCAAAGGGAAUUAAGGCCAUUCAAGCUCAACAUUUAGAUUCAACCUAUCUGAAUGGAACUGAAUGGAACAUAACCAAAUUCCUCAGCAAGCCCAUAAUGGUACCCACUCGAAACACCUUAUGUCAAAAUUAUAAGGGAGAAACGAGUCUAAGCUUCAGUGAUUAUGAAAAUAUUCUUCCUGAACAAGAAGAAAAUGAAGCAACAGUUGAAAUCAAGAUGCUACACUUAACUGAAGAAAUUGAAAAUGAAGAAAGUGAACCUUCUUGGCUUCAAACCUUAAGAAAAAGGGAAGAACAUUUUGAAAAAUGGGGACCAAUCAAAGACAAAUAUAAUGAAGAAUGGGAAUUCAUUGAAACUUACUUUUCUUCAAAAGGAAAAGAAGUUAAUGUUGAAGAAGUCUUAACACUAAAAUACCAUGGGGAAGACAUUGAAGAUCAAAUUCUAGAUCUAGAACUUCCAGUUGAGGCUUACUUCAAAAAUCAAAAACCCAUACUUCAAAUCAUUCAUGAAUAUGAAUCCCAACAAGAAAAAAUGUUCAUGAAUGUAACCCCUGAAAAUCCAAGUCAGAAUCCUAACCAGAACCCUAGUGCUCCAACUAGAUCUGAAAUUGAAGAAAAUUCUAGAGCUCCGAGAACAUCUAGAGUCUUCGGUUCUAGAACAUACCAGUUAGGAGGAAGAUAUCCCAUACCUCAAGCAACACUUGAGUAUAGGGGAGAGAACAAAGACAGGAUGCAAUUUGGUAAAAAAAUGGAGAUUGACCCAAAUCAGUUACCUGCUGCAAAACAGCAAGGGACUAUUCUAGAAUUACCAAGUUGGAAUCCACAGCUUUGGGUAGAAAUAAUAGAUCAAUGGGAAAGAGAUGCUUGCCGGGCAUGGAUCAAUUGAUCUAUGGAAGAAGAAGAAGACAUCAUCUCUAUAAGCGGAUACAAGUCUGAAAGUGAUGUUUACAGCAUCAUUUCAGAAGAUUUGUUUAUAGAAGACUUGUCUGAAUCCUAUUCAGAAUCUGAAGAAGACAUAUACUCUGAAGAUCAAAAUCUUCAGCAGUUUAUAGAUUCUAUUAAUAAAAAAUUAAACACUGU